UAAACCUCAAACCCUGGGCGCUAACAGCGAUGUUUCCAUUAAGUCCGAUAUCUCCGCUGUGAAGUAUACUUUGACGCCGAGACUUUGCCUAAUGGAGGUACUGCAGAACCGGUCCGUCGUAACUCCGGGGCUCCGAUAUCACUCGGAACAUUGAACCACUUGUUCGCCCUAAGAAAGUGUUCGACUGACUGCCAGAUAUAGUAAUUAAUUGUCCCUCGGUUGGCAUGGACCCGAAUGGACCAUCGAGCACCCCGGGGCUGCCUUCGCCUGUCGAUUUAAUCUCCCAGCAGAAAAAAGAUGCUAUCCAGGCGGCCGCGCAGCCCACAGGAGAUGGCGGGCUUUUCGCCCAGCUAACCAGCAAUCCUCUCUUCACCGCGGGUUUCGGUCUCGCCGGUCUAGGAGCUGGAUUGAGUUUCGCCCAGAAAGGCGUUCGGCAUGGCGCUGCACUCCUGCGACGGCGCAUGCUCGUGGAUGUCGAAAUCAGCGUGAAGGAUGAUUCGUAUCCCUGGUUCCUUCACUGGAUGACUCUAUAUCAACGCUCGCAGCUCGAUGCGGCUCAAUCGGCAGCCAGCAGGUCUGGCUUUAUGGAAUCCUUGCUCCAGAGACUGACCCCCGGAAUGCGUCACCUCUCGAUCCAAACACAGAAAGUCGAACACUCCAAUGGAGCGAUACACACACAUUUUUCAUUAGUACCUGGCCCAGGAAGGCACGUGUUGCGGUACAAGAAUGCGUUCAUCUUCGUAAAUCGGAUGCGCGAGUCGAAGUCACUGGACCUUCAAACUGGUCGGCCGUGGGAGACUAUCACCCUUACUACCCUUUAUUCGCAUCGUCAUAUUUUUGAGGAGCUUUUCAGGGAGGCUCACGCAUAUGCGGCUAAGUCACAUGAGGGCAAAACGUCAAUCUACAAUAGCUGGGGCACUGAAUGGAAAUUGUUUGGGCAGCCAAGACGGAAGCGUCCUUUGGAGUCUGUUAUUCUCGACGAAGGCGUCAAGGAGCGGAUUGUGGACGAUGUAAAAGACUUCCUUUCGAGUGGAAAAUGGUACCAUGAUCGCGGGAUACCGUAUCGCCGAGGCUACCUGCUCUACGGUCCACCGGGCACUGGAAAAAGUUCAUUUAUCCAGGCUUUAGCAGGAGAAUUAGACUACGACAUUGCCAUUCUCAACCUUAGUGAACGGGGACUAACUGACGAUCGACUUAAUCAUCUACUCACCAUUGUCCCUAAUCGAACACUUGUUCUACUGGAAGAUGUAGAUGCUGCAUUUUCCAACCGGCGGGUUCAAAGUGAUACGGAUGGGUAUCGCGGUGCUAACGUUACGUUCUCCGGCUUACUGAAUGCCAUGGAUGGAGUUGCGAGUGCUGAGGAACGUGUAAUAUUCCUCACGACGAAUCAUGUUGAGCGGCUAGAUCCAGCUCUGGUUCGGCCUGGCCGAGUGGACAUGACGGUUCGUUUGGGCGAGGUAACUCGCUAUCAGGUUGCAUGCCUCUGGGAUCGAUUCUAUAGUGAACGGGAUACAGCUGGGAAGUAUCGAAAAAUAUUCCUGGAUCGGCUACAUGCGCUUGGACUAAUAGAAGACGAAAAUGGUCGGGUGCCCGAUCAACCGAAGGCCACUAGUGCGGCCGCCCUGCAGGGCUUAUUUUUGUACAACAAAGAGAAUAUGGAUGGGGCUAUUGCCAUGGCCGAUGCGCUCACCUAUUCAGUUCAUGAUGAAGCUAUGGGGCAUGAUCGUCCAAGUGGCAACUAACUGUAUAUUAUUUUUUAGACAACUUAUGCACCGGACUCGACCCUGCAGUGUAUUUCUAUGUGAUAUAAGCAUUCAUUGAUAUAUAUAUAUAUAUAUACCCCACUUCUGUUUCCCUAAGACGUCAGGGUUAUUUAUCAGAAAGCCAUUCAUCG
Aspergillus alliaceus is the source of this 1894-nucleotide messenger RNA. Its product is annotated as bifunctional AAA family ATPase chaperone/translocase BCS1. The record is from RefSeq and is a predicted model, not a curated record. Gene Ontology annotation, biological process: protein insertion into mitochondrial inner membrane from matrix; mitochondrial respiratory chain complex III assembly. Gene Ontology annotation, cellular component: mitochondrial inner membrane. The transcript has 2 exons. Lineage: Eukaryota; Fungi; Ascomycota; Eurotiomycetes; Eurotiales; Aspergillaceae. The coding region runs from base 225 to 1742 and encodes 505 amino acids. Gene Ontology annotation, molecular function: ATP binding; ATP hydrolysis activity.